Dioszegia hungarica is the source of this 1011-nucleotide messenger RNA. RefSeq lists its product as uncharacterized. Gene Ontology annotation, cellular component: U2-type catalytic step 2 spliceosome; U2-type catalytic step 1 spliceosome; Prp19 complex. The transcript is spliced from 9 exons. The record is from RefSeq and is a predicted model, not a curated record. Gene Ontology annotation, molecular function: metal ion binding; U6 snRNA binding; pre-mRNA binding. The coding region runs from base 1 to 1011 and encodes 336 amino acids. NCBI's taxonomy places the organism in Eukaryota, Fungi, Basidiomycota, Tremellomycetes, Tremellales, Bulleribasidiaceae.
AUGCCUGCCAAGCACGACAUCAACAAAGUCGGCGAGGAGUCGUCAGAUUUCCCGAUAUUGACACUUGCUGACGGACUUACAGGCCUCGGCUCCAACCCUUACCUACGGAUGAGCAAGCAAGAGUUCGGCUCGGAAUGCAAGAUCUGUAAUCGACCCUUCACGGUCUUCAGGUGGAACCCCGGAGAGGGCUCGCGAUGGAAGAAGACUGAGGUGUGCACGACAUGUUCCAAGAUUAAGGGAGUUUGUCAGACGUGUUUGCUGGAUCUGGAGUUUGGACUGCCUGUACAAGUCAGAGAUGCUGCUCUCGGGCGGAAGAACGGAGCCCCAUCAUCCGAUAUCAACAAACAAUUCUACAUCCAAAAUCUAGAAAAGCAGAUGGAGAACUCGCCAGAUGGGAUGACAUUCGACAGCGAACAAGCCAACCGGGCCGGUCGGGAACUGCUGAAAGGGAUGGCGAGGACAGAUCCGCAUUAUAAGCGGAACAGGCCACAUAUCUGCUCGUUCUUCGUCAAGGGGGAUUGUAAGCGGGGUGCCGAGUGUCCUUUCCGGCACGAAAUACCAGAAGAGAAUGGACUACAAAAGCAAAACAUCCAGGAUCGGUAUUAUGGGAAAAACGACCCGGUGGCCAAGAAGAUCUUGGGCAAGGUCGCGGCGGAGAAGGGGAUGGUGGCGCCGGCGGACAAGUCGGUCACGACACUGGUACUCCUUGGCUUACCAGAAUGUACCGAUGCGGACGUCCGGACAGCUAUGAUUUUCUCUUGUCCGUUUGUCAGUCCAAACGAGAUCAAGAGCAUCUCGAUGAUCGCUGCGAGCCAUUGCGCCUUUGUCAACCUUAUCAACAGGCCAUUAGCGGAACGCGCCGCAGAGGCACUUUCGGCCCAGAGCGGGAUCGAAGUACAAGGAAAGAAGGUUCGGGUGGUAUGGGGCAAGAGUAGGCCAGGUAAGGGCAAGGGCAAGGCGGCGGCCACAGAGGGAGAAGGAGCAGGCGGCGCGGAAGCCGUCGAGGCGUAA